This is a messenger RNA of Alternaria alternata, 2588 nucleotides long. Its product is annotated as DNA-dependent protein kinase. Gene Ontology annotation, cellular component: Ku70:Ku80 complex; nucleus. Gene Ontology annotation, biological process: double-strand break repair via nonhomologous end joining; telomere maintenance; cellular response to gamma radiation. Gene Ontology annotation, molecular function: DNA helicase activity; telomeric repeat DNA binding; double-stranded DNA binding. NCBI's taxonomy places the organism in Eukaryota, Fungi, Ascomycota, Dothideomycetes, Pleosporales, Pleosporaceae. The transcript has 2 exons. The record is from RefSeq and is a predicted model, not a curated record. Bases 194 to 2173 code for a protein of 659 amino acids.
UGCUGCCUACCAUGCUACGCCGUUGUCCCUGCGCGCUGCAGCGACUUAUGAUUGCCUGCCUGGGCUACUUCGUCCCAUAAUUCCUAGGAGUCUCGGAAGCCCAAUGCUAGUUACACUGUCGCCCCGUUGAGCUUUUACCCUUCUACUACAACAACUACCAAACGUUACUCGAGCCAAACGCGACUGUCGCAUCAUGGCGGCACCACAAGAUAAUCGGCCAGGCGAAGAAGAUGAAGAAGAGGAUAUUGACGACUCUAGUUACAAGACAAUCAAAGAUGCCGUCCUCUUCGCCAUCGACGUUAGCCCAACUAUGCUUGAGAAACCCCCCAAAUCAGAAGACAAGAAAGCUGAGCGCGAUUCUCCGACUUCUGCUGCUCUAAAAUGCGCCUAUCAGUUAAUGCAGCAACGAAUCAUCUCGAACCCAAACGAUAUGAUGGGCAUACUGUUAUUUGGCACUGAGAAGACAGACUUGAAGGACGGUGACAACACGUUCCAAAAUUGCUAUCUCCUUGCAGACCUUGACGUGCCAUCAGCUCAGGAUGUCAAGAGGCUCAGAGAUAUGGUGGAGAACGAAGAAGAGGCUGAAGAGAUACUGAAGCCAACCAAGGACGGUGCCAGCAUGGCAACUGUGCUGUUCUGCGCAAACCAAAUCUUCACUACAAAAGCGCCCAACUUUUCGUCUAGACGCUUGUUCCUAGUGACAGACAACGACUAUCCAGUCAAGGUAAAAGCAGACAAGGACACAGCGGUCACACGGGCUCGUGACUUAUACGAUCUUGGUUGUACUAUCGACCUGUUCCCCAUAUCGCAACCAGACCAUACCUUCGAUCGAUCGCGUUUCUAUGAUGACCUCGUGUACCCAACAUCACCAUCCGAUCCUGACGCGCCCGUUGCCAUACCGUCGACUACCAAAGUUGCGAAGAGCGGCGAAGGCAUAUCUCUUCUCAAGCAACUCAUCUCUUCCAUCAAUUCCAAAGCCGCACCCCGCCGCGCUCUAUUCUCAUUACCCAUGGAGCUUGGUCCCGAUCUCCGUAUUGGUGUAAAGGGAUACAUCCUUGUCAAACGUCAGGAACAUGUCAAGUCUUGCUACGUAUGGGUUGGCGGUGAAAAGCCGCAGAUCGCGGUGUCUACAACCACGCAGAUGGCAAACGAAUCAGCCCGAGCUAUUGAGAAAACCGAACUGCGCAAAGCGUACAAGUUUGGCGGCGAUGCAAUCACCUUCACGCCCGAAGAGAUCACACAGAUACGGCAAUGUUUUGGCGAGCCUGUAAUUCGAAUCAUUGGCUUCAAGCCCAUUUCCAGCGUUCCUAUUUGGGCCAACACAAAUAAAUCAACUUUCAUCUACCCCUCAGAAGCAGAUUACAUUGGUUCAACCCGUGUCUUCUCAGCCUUACAACAAAAACUGCUGAAGGCUCAAAAGAUGGGCUUAGUAUGGUUCAUUCCGCGCCGCAACGCCGCACCUACGCUUGCAGCUCUCAUCCCCGGGGAAGAGAGGGUAAAUGAAGAAGGCGAGCAAUUAAUGCCACCGGGACUUUGGCUCGUACCCCUCCCCUUCGCAGACGAUAUUCGGCAAUUUCCAACACCACCAGAGCAACCCCUCAAGACCACGGAUGCGCUGACCGACAAGAUGCGCCUCAUCAUCGAGCAACUUCAACUACCCAAAGGCAUAUACGAUCCUUGCAGAUAUCCUAACCCAGAUUUGCAAUGGUUCUACCGCAUCUUACAAGCGCUGGCCCUCGAAGAAGAACUACCGGUCCAGCCCGAAGACAAAACCAUUCCUCGUUACAAACAAAUUGACAAGCGGUGCGGUGAGUACAUUGAAGACUAUGGCAAAGAAUUCGAAGAAGCAUACGCACAACAGCAAAAGUCCGCACUAGCUCAUCGCACUAAGCCUACAGCAAAGAAACGCCCGGGUGGCGGUGCAGAUGGUGAGGAUAAGCCAGCUGCUAAGAGAGUCAAGAAAGAACCAAAGGUCAAAGCUGAAGACGGUGGGGAAGAAGAAGAUGGUAUGACUGAUCAGCAAAUGGCGGAUGUGAACAACAGUGGAAAGAUAAGCAAGCAAACAGUUGCUAUGCUGAAGCAAUGGCUCAGCGCAAGGGGUCAGAGCAUUGGGGGUAAGAAAGCAGAGCUUCUGGAAAGAGUGCAGGAGUAUCUCGAGGGCAAGGGUCUGUGAAGUACUUUCGUUACAAGGCUAUACGAUGGUCAAGCAAGGCGUUCUUGUGUAUCGGAAUUACGUUAUACCACGUCUAAGUCAUCUCGACAUCUAUAAGGGAAUAAAUUCUAUCGGUCUGGUGCGAUGACCACAGCGUCAUGCUAUCAUAGAGUACAUGAUAUAUUCGUACUUGAGACGACGCGAUUCUCUUCUGAAGUCGUAGUGAUACACUUUCAUGGUGCCCAUGCCCAGGCAAUUCAUGAAACCAUCCAUGUAUAUGGGGUAUCAUAUCAUCCUCACUACCAAUGUUGUCGACUAACCUUCGCCACCACUGGCAUUCUCAUCUUCAGAGUCUUCUUGGUACUUUUGUUGUGUAGACUUGUCUUCACGCUUCCUCUUUGUGGCUUCGAUGCCACCGGAGGUCAAGUAAAGAAAU